Molecule: messenger RNA, 5014 nt
Organism: Oreochromis aureus
Lineage: Eukaryota; Metazoa; Chordata; Actinopteri; Cichliformes; Cichlidae
Gene: atoh1a
Product: atonal bHLH transcription factor 1a
Exons: 2
Coding region: 2997-4121 (374 amino acids)
Molecular function (GO): protein dimerization activity
Source: RefSeq, a predicted model, not a curated record
CCUUACAUUAAACAGCUGUGCUCAAACUUAUUUUGGCAUGUUCCCCUUGUCCCAUGAAUUUCAUCAAUUCUUUACAAUAUAAAAACAACCAGAUGAACUCUUUGUGAUGUAAACAUGAGCACAGUAACAUCACCAAAUUAUUGUUUAUUUCUGAAGAAAAAAGUAUUUCUACAUAGUGUCACUUUUUGUUUUUCUUUUUUUUAACCUGCUUGGCUGUGUCCCACCUGCAGUGGCUCUAAACCCCACCACAGACUGAGAAACACUGCACUAAACAUAUCACUUCCUGGUUCCCAACACACGGGAAAACUCUUCACAUAUUUUUUUUUAAAAGGAAGCAUCUAAAGAUUUAAUGUCACAGCUUUCACCGUUUUCAUGUAUUUUACGGCAGCGUUGGUCCAGAUACUGGAUACCAGAAUCAUGAUACAAAUGUUUUGUGAGUUUAUUUCAUGUGUGGAAUAUGUGUGAAGUUCAAGCCUGAGCUAAGCUUUUGUGUCUUUCCCAUAUAGGCUAUCACUUCAAAGGCCCGUAUACUGCUGUUAACAGCUGGAUAGAGAUCCUGCUGAGGAUGACUGCUGUCAAGUUCACUGGAGCAUUACACUGCAAUAGCCUUUGUGAACCAGAUAGUGGCACUACAUAGCUCCCACAAGUGUCUCUCUGAACUUACUGUUAGCACUCAGUGAUGAGUUGAAUGGUUGUCAGGCAUUCCCAGAGCUAAUUAGAAUUAAUGGAAGACAGUGAUGGACACAGCUGAGCCACAGCAAAUUUGAACUAAAGGUCUGAGAUCACUGUAAGCAACUUAAUGUAGACUUAACCACUCACAUUUCACCCUUUUGAAGAGGAAGCUUAUAGACUCUAAAACAACUAUGGAUUCUUUUUUAUGGCAUAAAAUAUAACUUGUAAUAGAUCUCUAUAUAUUUAAUGAGAAGCCUCGAGAAAAUAAUAUAGACAUGCCCAAAGGUUUGUUAUAUGAUUUUACUAAAGAUUAAGUCUAUACUGGUUUAUCAGAUAUUCUGAAGGGAGUCUAGUUGAAAUGCUGUUAAUUUCGAGUUUUAUUGACACUGCUCAUACGCUGUAGGUAAAAUGGAUGAGUUCCAGUGAGUUCCAAUUAAAACAUCAAGUAUUUCCUAUUUAAGUAAAAUUAAAAAUUCCAUGAUCUUUAUUUAUCGGGAACAAGAAGCUUCCCCUCCGUUGUUUCCUAUUUUAAAGUUACAAAUUUAAAAGAUUACUUCAUCCGAAGCAAUUCCAGAUCUAUGCCAGUUUAGCUGAUUUCAGAAAGUCCGCAGAUACGUUUUGAAAUCCCUGUCCAGCUCCCCUCACCCCAGUCUCGUGCCCGUCGCGCCCCUGUCUCCAGGGAGAUGGGAAUGAGAAGGGGCAGCACGCAGACUCCUCUCGCGCACUGGAAUGGGAGCCCGCCACUCUCCCUCGAGGAGCCCCCCAGGCGUGACCAAUGGAACAUAGAGUCUCCAUUGUGGCUGCGACACUUUAAUAAUCGCCAGCUACAAUAUCCAACCUGUCGGUAGCUUCAGGAGCCCGGCACAGCCCGUUAGAUGGGGGGGCUCGUAGGUGGGAAGAGGGGGCAAACGCUCGGCGCCAGACCUCUAGCCCGCAAGACGUCCCCAUGAUGAAUACAUGAAUAAAAAAUGGAAAAGACUGAUGUCGGAUUAUCUCUGAAAUUAUGGGGUUCCUUCCCACAAUUCCUUGCUAUAUAUUGUGUGGUGGAUAUCUCGCGGAUUAGGAAUGAAAACGCAAAAAAAAAAUUUCUUUAUUUUUUUUCAUUAUGUGAUAAGUUUAUUUCAUUUGAAUUUGGUUUGAUUUUUUUUAGUAUUACCACGAUACUUUGGCAACUACAUUCGGGUUUGCAUCUCUUGAUCUUUGUGUCCCAUACACCGAUCUUCUGCAUAUCCUUCUAAUCCUUCUAAUUCACUGCGCUGAGCCCAUUUCCCAUCAGCAAUCAUCCUCUUGCUCUUUUGCCGGGUGCCUAAAGUUUACAUCUCAGUGAGCACGGCUCCUUUGAUCAUCAGACUGAACGUGGUUCAAUUUGCUUCCCGUUGAUUUUUCUAACUGUAGCUUUAAAAGCCGUAUUUCCUUUUUCUUAAGGUCGCCUAUCUUAUAGAAGGCAUGGUGAAGUUUGGCAAUAGCGUCGGUGUGUGUGUGCGCGAGAGAGAGCCCUUCAACCGCGCGCCACUUCUGUCAGUACGGAAACAGUGUUGAGACCCCUACUCAUGUUUCCGUUCCCUGUGAAGCCCUUUUUUACCGACAGGGCGGUACCGAGAGCUGGAUCAAAAGGUUUUAGAGCCGCUACAAAAGAAAAAUGGAAACUGGAGAUGAUCUUAGAAUGAAUGAAUUGACAAUGAGCGCGCGAGCCCCAGGAACCGCUACAUUCUUUUUUUUUUUUGGUCACGCUUCAUCUACCCACAGGCUUUUCUUCCUCAACUUUGUUCAUUUCUGCUACUGGUGAAAUCCAGCAGUUUGGUUUUGGCUGAGGCGUUAAAUGAAUUAACCGAGUCACCGCUUCCACAGCCGUGGGUAGCAAAUUAACCACUUGAACCUUGCCAUUCGCCUCUUUAACCCUCUCCCUACUCUCCAUCAUUCCUGAGAUGGAACACGGGCUCAGAAGCAGGUAGGUGUUCUUGUCCCGUCCACGCUCCUCACCUAAAAACCGUCAUCACUUGCACGUGCGUCCUGUGGGAGGUUCCCCUUACCUCCCUUGUGUUAAACACCCCCUUAAAUUGUAACGUUAUCAUAAACAGUCCAGCGUCGGGGGGUCAUAAUCGCCUCUCUCGGGCUUUACCGAGACUUCUCAUUGGACGUCAACACGCGACCGACGCGAGGAGGGGGGCUUCCAGGCGCGUGCCGCUUUUUAAACCGACGCCGCGCCUUGAGACACCAGAGAAGGAGUCUCGCACGCGACACUCACAUUCACUCGGUGAGACAAUAUAGCUGUGCGUGCCUCCGAUAACUUUUUUUCUCCACAGUGUUUUUCUUGGGAGGGAAUCAUGGAUGGCCUAACUGUGGAGGGCUGGAGCAAAGGCGCACGUGAGGUGCCGGCCAUGCACUCGCGGCAGCAGAGUUGUGGGAGCCCCAGAGAGGUGGAGAGGGGAGGGAAGCAACAGUUCGAGGAGUCCCGCUACGAACCUGGGCUGACGCUCGUGGACAGCGAUAGCGACCCACGCGCCUGGCUGGCUCCCGCUUCUGGCACCUGUGCGGCACACGCCACUUCACCCGACUACCUGCGGCACUCGCCAUGUCCGAGUACCGGCUCCUACCACGAGAGUGGCUCCCCGGGGUCCUCAGGCCAUCCCAGCCCACCGAGCUACAGAAAACCCGCCAAGAGCCUCACGUCUUCUUCUCUCAAAGUCAGGGAGUUGUGUCGCCUUAAAGGCACUCUCACCGGGCCCGAAGAGGAGGCCUCCGUGAGACAGAGAGCCCCCUCCCACAAGCCUGUCAACGGGAUCCAAAGGCAAAGGAGAGUGGCUGCCAACGCGCGCGAGAGAAGGCGAAUGCACGGGCUCAACCAUGCGUUUGAUGAGCUGCGCAGCGUCAUCCCAGCGUUUGACAACGACAAGAAGCUCUCGAAGUAUGAAACUCUGCAGAUGGCGCAGAUUUACAUCAACGCCCUCGCCGAGCUUCUCCAAGGUCCGGUGUCCUCCUCCUCCUCCUCCUCUUCCUCCAGCAGCAGCAGUAAUAACGACAUCUCCAACAACACCAGCUCGCCAAAGUGUGACAUUAUGCUCUCAUCCACCGCUGGUUAUGACGGAAUGAAGGACAGGGCCUCUCAGUCUCCCUCAACCUGCAGAGCAGCGGACCCUGCGCCCGUUUCAGGUAGCAGCUUACCUGUGCACAUCAGCGGGGUGCCCUUCUGUUCCUCCUUCGACGAAAGUUCGUUUUCCACUAGAGUUGAAGAAACAAUGUGUUCCCCGUCUCCUUCGUCAUCUGCUCGGGCGGGCUGUUCGCAGUUCGCAAAUGGGAGGAAAGCGUCUCCCCGGAGCGACGGAGAGUUUUCCCCGCACUCCCACUUCAGUGACUCGGAUGAAAUAGCGAUGGAGCUUCAUUCGAGUGAAGAAGACGAUCUUUCAGAACUGAAGCUGCCCUCACACCAUCACCGCACAAUUUCCUUCUAAAUUCCCACAUAAAGACACACAGUAUAGCGAAGUUUCUCUAUAGCCUACAGUGAAGUAAUGUCCAUAAAACGUGUCAAUCAUAGCGGUAGUCCUGCGUUGACGAAAUGCGUUUUUAAGAGAAAUUCUUGCUUUUUGCAAAUAAAAGAAAAAUAAGUUUAAUGUUUAAUUUAACUUGUUGCAUCGUUUAAAGAUCUUUUUUUAAAAAAAAAAAAAAAAAUGUGAGUAAGGCCUAAUUCGAUUCUGCCAAUAAAUAUCUAUCCUAUAAUUUUUCAGUCUCCAUGGAGACGUGGUUGGAAGACCCCUCUGCCAUGUCGCGCGCAGCACUGCCACGGGUAUUUCCCACGUCACUCCAACCAAAAUGCUGUCUUCCACAAAAAAUCACAAGUUUAUGGAUAAUUGCUUAUAUUUGAUAAUGUAAAGAGAUUUUUGUAGCUAUGAAAUGAGUUUCGUUGUGAUUUAUGUUUUGUUUUGUUUUUUUGUAAAAAUUAAUUUUGUUUUGCAACUUUAAAAGUUCAUGAUGUGCACUUUAAACUAUAAGAGCCAGAGGCUUUGUUUGUUGUUUGUUUGUUUUCACACCAUAAAUAUAAAAAUAGAGGUUUGCUUUGUUUGCUAGUGUAGUGCUGCCAACUCCAUACAAAUAGCCUAUUUAAUGUAGCCAUCAUUGCUGCCUUCUUUUGUAUUUUCUUUUUUUUAUCUUCACAUCAGCUUGUGUGUCUUUUUUCUUUGGUUGAAAACUGUUGUUGUUCUUGUAUGUAAUGUAUUUAUUGCUCAUAGCCCAUGUUUCAUGUGAUUUGCUUUUUUUAGUUAAAUUUGCCCCAGGAAAAAAGCAAUCAUUCGCCAUUCUUAGUUAUGUUAAUUUGAUUUUGGAAAUAAUAAAAAAAAGCAAACGAAAA